AUGGAACGAAAUUUUUCAUUAAUCCUAGAAAAGAUUAAUGUCAGUUUCUUUAUCUCCAAGGCUAUCUAUCUCAAUCUAUUCAUAUCUAUCUCAGUCUGUCAAUAUCUAUCUAUCUAUCUAUCUAUCUAUCUAUCUAUCUAUCUAUCUAUCUAUCUAUCUAUCUAUCUAUCUAUCUCAAGCUUCCGUUCAUGUCUAUUUCCUAAUUUCUCUUGCUCUCUCUCUCUCUCCCUACACCCACCCAUAUACAUACUUAAUCGUCGCUAUCUACAGAAGACGGCACGCCCAUGCGCAUGCGCACACAAAUGUAUAGAUAUAGACCAACCUGUUUGUAUCCAGAAAAGAAGGUGCCUUUUAAUUAGUGACUCACAAGAGGCAACUCCUAAAUGCUGUUCCAACAUUUUGCCUUUUUUUCCCCUUUCUUUUUUUUGCGGCCAUGUUGGUUGUUGUUUUUAUUUCGCUUUAUUUUUGUUCCUAAAAUCGCUUGCUUUUUUCCUCUUUGCUUCUUCCUUCCUUCUUUCUUUCUUUCUUUCUUUCUUUCUUUCUUUCUUUCUUUCUUUCUUUCUUUCUUUCUUUCUUUCUUUCUUUCUUUCCCGACUCCCGCGUCUCCUCCCACCCAGAUAUCAGUAUCUAUCUAUCUAUCUAUCUAUCUAUCUAUGA
This is a messenger RNA of Acanthosepion pharaonis, 657 nucleotides long. Lineage: Eukaryota; Metazoa; Mollusca; Cephalopoda; Sepiida; Sepiidae. The record is from the annotation of a GenBank genome assembly.